AUGGUGAUCAAAUUGACUUUUGCCUGCUCGGAUUAUGACCGCAUGAAGGCGAUAGAAGACGGGCGAGUACGACCAGAAGGAAUCGACCUCACUUUUCUUAAUUACAGGGUGGAAGAAACUUUCUUCCGCCAAUUGCGAUUCAAAGAAUUUGAUGUCUCAGAGCUUUCCUUGUCUUCCUAUGUUUUGACUCUGAAUCAUGAGAAUCCACCAUUCAUCGCCAUACCUGUAUUCCCAAGCCGUUUCUUCCGACAUCAAUCAAUUUAUAUCAACACCAGAUCAGGCAUCAAGAAAGCUGAGGAUCUUAGAGGGAAGAAAAUUGGAAUACCAGAAUACCAAAUGACUGCUUCGGUCUGGCAGCGUGGUCUGAUGGAGGAAGAGUUUGGCGUUCCAAUCAGCACUGUCCAUUUUUACGUCGGUAAUAUUGAACCGUCACAGGAGCAGCGAAAGAGUAAGGUUGCCCACUCAGUACCGGCCAAUACUUCGAUAACGGCCAUCAAACCUGGCCAGAACCUAUCGCAGAUGUUAGAGGACGGUGAACUCGACGCCCUCUUCGCAGCGACAAAGCCAUCGUCAUUUAAUAGGUGCGAACAUGUUACCUAUCUAUUUCAAGAUUUCGAACAAGUCGAAGCGGGGUAUUUUCAGCGGACGAACAUUUUCCCGAUUAUGCACGUAGUGGCGUUGAAACGAGAGGUUUACGAGACGAAUCCUUGGGUCGCGAAAACCUUGCAGAAAGCCUUUGCCACGUCGUUAGAUAUUGCAUACGAGGCCAUACUUGAGCGUGGCGCAUUGCGCUAUAUUCUCCCCUGGCUAGAACACCAUGUUGAAAAAACAAAGACGCUUAUGGGUCAGGAGAGAUGGUGGCAAGACGGAUUCGUGGAGAACAGGCACGUUUUGGACAAGUUCUUGGAAUAUUCUUUCAACCAAGGGCUUGCAAAGCGACGUUUCACCCCUGAAGAGCUAUUUGCCCCAAAUACAUUGGAAUCGUUUGUUGUCUAG
Messenger RNA from Rhinocladiella mackenziei CBS 650.93, 996 nucleotides. RefSeq lists its product as uncharacterized. The record is from RefSeq and is a predicted model, not a curated record. The coding region runs from base 1 to 996 and encodes 331 amino acids. The transcript has 3 exons. NCBI's taxonomy places the organism in Eukaryota, Fungi, Ascomycota, Eurotiomycetes, Chaetothyriales, Herpotrichiellaceae.